Messenger RNA from Balaenoptera acutorostrata (minke whale), 4035 nucleotides. It is a transcript of the gene KLF9, whose product is annotated as KLF transcription factor 9. The transcript is spliced from 2 exons. Gene Ontology annotation, biological process: regulation of transcription by RNA polymerase II. Gene Ontology annotation, molecular function: DNA-binding transcription factor activity, RNA polymerase II-specific; RNA polymerase II cis-regulatory region sequence-specific DNA binding. The record is from RefSeq and is a predicted model, not a curated record. Lineage: Eukaryota; Metazoa; Chordata; Mammalia; Artiodactyla; Balaenopteridae. Bases 114 to 848 code for a protein of 244 amino acids.
CCGCUGCGCCGCGCUGCGCCGCGCUCAUCGUCCGAGGCCAGGGCACGGCGAGCCGAACCUCCGCAGCCACCGCCAAGUUUGGCCGCGCCUCCGGGGCUGCUGUCGCCCGCACCAUGUCCGCGGCCGCCUACAUGGACUUCGUGGCUGCCCAGUGUCUGGUUUCCAUUUCGAACCGCGCUGCGGUGCCGGAGCAUGGGGGCGCUCCGGACGCCGAGCGGCUGCGACUACCUGAGCGCGAGGUGACCAAGGAGCAUGGUGACCCGGGGGACACCUGGAAGGAUUACUGCACGCUGGUCACCAUCGCCAAGAGCUUGUUGGACCUGAACAAGUACCGACCCAUCCAGACCCCCUCGGUGUGCAGCGACAGCCUGGAGAGUCCAGAUGAGGAUAUGGGAUCCGACAGCGACGUGACCACCGAAUCUGGGUCGAGUCCUUCCCACAGCCCGGAGGAGAGACAGGAUCCUGGCAGCGCGCCCAGCCCGCUCUCCCUCCUCCACCCUGGAGUGGCUGCGAAGGGGAAACACGCCUCCGAAAAGAGGCACAAGUGCCCCUACAGUGGCUGUGGGAAAGUCUAUGGAAAAUCCUCCCAUCUCAAAGCCCAUUACAGAGUGCAUACAGGUGAACGGCCCUUUCCCUGCACGUGGCCAGACUGCCUUAAAAAGUUCUCUCGCUCCGACGAGCUGACCCGCCACUACCGGACCCACACGGGGGAGAAGCAGUUCCGCUGUCCGCUGUGUGAGAAGCGCUUCAUGAGGAGCGACCACCUGACCAAGCACGCCCGGCGGCACACGGAGUUCCACCCCAGCAUGAUCAAGCGAUCCAAAAAGGCGCUGGCCAACCCUUUGUGAGGUGCUGCCCACCGAGCCAGGGAGGGACGGACCCGGAAGGACGAACUACUCCCAGCGAACAGACAGACAGGUGGGAACCACGGCCCAGAAGAGGCGCGCUGCCAGCACAGGAAGUCGCUGUUCUUUGGUCACUAGUCUAAUUUUCCUCUCCCUGCGUUGUUUUUAAAAAGCACAUUGUAGCCUAAGAUCAAAGUCAACACUUGGUCCCCCUUGCAGAGGCAACUCUGAACCGUCUCUGACUGUUGGAGGGAAGACAAAUGCUUUUUUUUUUUUUUUUUUUCCUCUCCUUAAUUUUCUUUUGGGGGGGGUGGAGGGGUGGCAGGUGUGGGGAGGGGGUUAAAGCCAAGACUGGGGUAGACUUUUAAAGAUUCAACACUGGUGUACAUAUGUCUGACUGGGUGAGUUGACUUGUAGCAUCACACAGUGAUUCUGGGCCCUUUCUGCUUGCUCUCUCUCAGAAUUGUUUUCUUACCUUUUAAUGUAAUGACGAGUGUGCUUCAGUUUCUUUAGCAAAACCACUCUCUUGAAUCACGUUACCUUUUGAGAUACGAAACGCCAUAGCACAGCUGUCUUUAUGCAAGCAAGAGCACAUCUACUCCAGCAUGAUCUGUCAUCUAAAGACUUGAAAACAAAAAAGUUACUUAUAGCCAAUGGGUAAGCAGUAUGAAUUUAUACUAAUCAAGACACACCUUUGAAAGGUUACUGUAAGUACAGAACUUUCAAACCUUGCUUUGUAUGAAUUGUACUUUUUGAACAUAAGCUGCACUUUUAUUUUCUAAUGCAGAGGAUGAAUAAGUUAAAUACAUGCUUUAAGGAUAGAAGCAGACAUUCUGUUUGGAACCACGUUAUAAUCUGCUUAUUUUACAGUAUACACAUUUCCCUAUGAAAUCAUGGCAGAGAUGUGAGGGCAGAAUAUAUACAACAGAUGCUGAAGGAGAAGGAGGGUAGUAUAUAUAUUUUUUAAUUUAAAAAAGAACAAACAAUUUUAACUCUAUUAACUUUUCCAAAAUUUCCUAUCCUUUUAAUUAACCUCUUCUUAUUGUACCAUAAUGCCACGAAGGGCGAGGGCUUUGACUCUGUUGGGUUUUAUUUGAAUGGGUGCAUAACAGUAACUAGCUCUGGAAACGUUUAUUCUUCGGGGAAAAGGUUUGUCGGUUACCUUCCCAUGUUUCCUACAGAACCCCCAAUAACAGGUGCAAGAGUUACAUAAAAGGAAAAGGGAGCUGAAAUGUGAAAAGAAAAAUAACAUACCCCUAUAAGUAGUGAGCGCUAAGGGAAGAUACCAUGAUGAUUUCAGAGGAGACUGUGCAAAAUCAUCCCUUUUGGAGAAGGAAGGCACAUGGAACAUAGAGGAAUGAAAACACAACACUGUAUCUUUUAUAUCAGUAGCCUCACCACUAUAAGAUCUCGUAUCCAGGGGUCUAAAAUGGCCUCAACCACUAUAUGCAUAGUAUACCAUUUACCUGAAAACUUAAUUUUGGCCUUUAUGUGGUCAGAAAAAUGAACCGAGUUUUCAUCGUUGAGAAGAAACCUCAAAUAGGGGAGUCAGCAGUGAUCAUGGGGGAAAUGUUUACAUAUUCUUCUUUUUCAUCAGAAACAACGUUUUCUGACAAUUUUAUCUGAUAUUUAAAACAGGGAGUUAUGGUGCACUCUAGUUUAUACGUGUGCUAUGAGAUGUGUUGUGUAAACCUGGGGUGAAUUCAUCAUUUCACCUGACACAUGCUUGUUUCCAGUUCAGAACCAGUGUGGGCUCCUGCAGCAGGCAUGGGUCACAGCUGACUCCAACUUCCAAUACAGUAGCCAUCACUAGCACGGUGUUUUUCUUUUGUUUGUUUAACCAGCGUAGUUGUAUCAGUAGUUCUGGAAAGAGAACUGCUUUUAACAUUAGGGACUGGGAGCAGUCCAUGGGAUAAAAAGGAAAGUGUUUUCUCACGGGAAAACAUGUCAGGAAAAAUAAAGAACACUUUCUACCUCUGUUUCAGAUUUUUGAAACGCUUAUUUUAAACCAAAUUUUAAUUUCUGUGUCCAAAAUAAGUUUUAAGGACAUCUGUUCUUCCAUACGAAAUAGGUUAGGCUGCCUGUUUCUUACUGAACUCAUGGAAUGGUUCUGCUUGUGAUCCUCUGCAUGCUGCCUUUUAGUGAGUGAGGAGUUUGGCGUUGCCUAGCAACCCACUAACUUGUACAAACUCAUCUUUCCCUCACAGAACGAAAUGAAGGAAAACCAAGCAAAGUCAGUGAAAGACAAUCUUUGUAGUUUCAGGAGUAAAUCUACAUGUGGCUUUUGUCCAGCACUUCGAUGGAUGUAAAUGCAGCAACUUGUUUUAAAAAAAAAUGCACAAUUUACUUCCCCAAAAGAGUUGCUACUUGCCUUUUCAAGUCGUUGAAGAACACACAUUUGAUAUUCUCUUAUAUGUUAUAGUAACAUAACGUAUAAACUCAAGGCUUUUUAUUCCUUGUGAUAAAUCCUGUUUUAAAAUGUCACAAAACAGGAACCAGCAUUCUAAUUAGAUUUACUCUAUCAAGAUAUGGUUCAAAUAGGACUACUAGAGUUCGUUGAACACUAAAACUAUGAAACAAUUACUUUUUAUAUUAAAAAGACCAUGGAUUUAACUUAAAAAAAUCCAAAUGGAGGAUAGUAAUUUUUGUUUACUUUUUUAACCAAACUGAAUUUUUUGAAAGACUAUUGCAGGUGUUUCAAAAGAAAGAAAAAUUGUUUUAUCUAAUACUGUAAGUAGCUGUCAUAUUCUGGAAAAUUUAAUAGUUUUAGAGUUAAGAUAACUCCUCUCCUUGGUUAGGGAAGAAGAAAGCCCUUCACCACUGUGGAACGAUGCCGUGGCUUUAAGGUGUAGCCCUACAUCAUGCUUCUUUUGAGAAUUAUAUUUGGUAUAGUUAUAAUUACAGAAACUGACUCGUUGUCAGUUUGCAGGUAGAUUAAGCACAGUACUCAUCACUCUGGAUAGAUUGAGAUGUUCUUUCACAACAGAUGAAUGAUCUGUAACACUGUAAGAUACUUAUCUUUACAACUGUUUAAUCAGUUUUAUUUUUGUACAGUAUUAGUGACCUAAGUUAUUUUGCUGUCCCGUUUUUGUAAAUCAAAUGAAAUUAUACAAGAGGAUUCUGACAGUAGGUAUUUUGUACAUAUGUAUAUAUGUUGUCCAAAUAAAAAUAAUAAAUGAUAAAGAUUGCA